AGACCAAAACACAUCAUCAAGAUUGUGACAUGUUUCGAUUUGUUGACAACUUUCGGAUGCUAUUUUAACUUCAUUGCGAUCAAAAUCAACUUCAUUUAGACAUUCUAGAAGUUCAAGACCACAGUUUGAGAUCAUCAUCAAGUGAAGCAUAUCAAGAGAUGUCUUCUUUAGACACUGUUGAUGUCAACCCAGAAACGUCUGAAGUAAAGUUUGAGAAGUCAAACUUUGCUCAAGUUGUUUUUCACGGGGUUUCUGAGACUUAUCCAAUAGAUGCUCAUGUCGUGUGCAAAUACACCAUUCAGCCAUCGCUGAAGCCAACGACGAGUGACUGGAUUGGUCUAUACAAAGUAGGCUGGAAGUCAACACGGGAUUAUUCAUACUUUCAUUGGGUUGUCAUCGCGAACAAUCCAAAUAGUUCAAGAGAGAUUGAUGGAAAUGUUUUAUUCCAAGCCCACUGUCUACCAAAAGAUGAUGGCGAGUUCUACCAGUUCUGCUACGUCACAAGUGGUGGAAACGUGCGUGGUGCGAGCACGCCAUUCCAGUUCAAAAAGCCUGGUGCAGAUGACUUUGUGACAAUAGAAGAUGAUGAGACAGACAUGCUUGUUGUGACGUCACGGACUAUCGCUCUGGAGAAUGAUCUAACGCAUGCAUUGGCGAAGAAAGAGGAAUUGGAGAAGGCCAGCCAAGUAUUGGAGACAAGACAAGAGGAUCUCCUUCUGAAGCUGACCGAAAUGUCAAAACAGUUGUGUUCAGAGAAGGAGACCGGUGAGAGUCUUCGCAAGGAAACUAAAGCGCUAACAGAGAAGAUAGAAAUCAUGUCGUCAGAGGCAAAAGAUAUGGUGCAGUCACAGGAUUCCCUCCGAGAGAAAAUCAAGUUCAUUUCAAAGGAGAAGGAUGAAAUCCUAAAGCGUCUUGAGGAGAAUGAGAUCUACAUCAAAGCUCUACAAGAUAAAAUCAAAUGUUUGUUAAGUGAGAAAGAUUCACUGACCGGCCGCCAGAAGAUGCUGGAGGAAGAGAAGGAAUUGUACAAGAGUCAUUUCACAUCGUCUGAGGGAACCAUCCACAGUUACAUGAAGGAAAUCGACAACCUGAAACAGACCGUCAAAGAGCAAGACGAGGGAAAGAUAAAACAAGACCAGAAGAUCUCUCAGCUGGAGACGCAGCUUGAUGCAGAGAAGAGGAAGAUGACGCGUCAGUUGUGUGUGGCAGACACCGAAAAGGAACACAUGCAACACUUGAAUGAGAAAUUGAAGAAUUCGGAGGACAAGCUGUGUGCAGUAGAACACUGCAAGAAGAUGUUGAAUGAAGAGGUGUUGGCGGUGAGAGCAGCUCAUGAUAAGAUGGCGCAGACACUCGAGAGAGCACGCUCCGAGGCACACAACUUGAAAUCGCAGGUUGCUCGUCUAGAAGAGGACAGCAAGACGGAGACUACGACACUCAAGAGUGAGAUCGUCAAACUGCAAAAGGAGAACGACAUCCUUGUUGCUAAGUUAGCAAGUCUACAGGAGAAAGUUUCAGAACUUGAAGAAAAGUGUCAAGAGGCUGAAAUGCUGCACACAGAGGAGGAAAAUGGCGCCUUGUACGCCCUGAAGACUGCCCAGCUACAUCUGGAGAAGAAGCUUGCGCGGGGUAAGAAGCAGACUGACGAUCUGCGUGGACAGAUGGAGGAGUCAAUUAAGACACAACGGCUACAACAACAGGUUGAACACGACCUCCGACGGGAGAUUGCCGAUCUGAAAGAGCGGCUGUCGAUGGGUGCGGAGGAGUACCGGACGAAGUAUGUGGAGUGUCGCCGACUUCAACACGAGCUGAAGAAGAUGAGGAAACAUUCCUCCAAGACGCCACCCUCCACUCCAGAGCAUCCCAGUAUGAUAGAGAAGGAGUUUGUUCAGACAUCGGCAAAUUCAUCCCCAGAACGAACGAGAAGAGAGAGCUGCACGCAGGUCGAUCUUGAAACAGUAGAUUUCGAGCUGCAGGCCCAACUUGACGACCUUGGUAAAGACUUUGAAGCCUGUCUGGCAAGGAAACAGCGCUACAAGCACAUGUUACAGGAGCAGAAAGAGAAGCGAGAUGCUCUCACCAAACAACAUGGUGAAGAGAUCAAGAAGUGCAAAGACCAGUUGGAGGUCUCCCAGAAACAGAUGGUCGACUUGAAGUCGGACUAUGACAGGAGGGUCCACACACUCGAAGAGACCAUCGAGAAGCAGAGAACAGAGAUCGGUAAACUAAAGUCAGAGAAGAGGAAAGGAGAAAGCGAGGCUAUUCAAAUACAGCCCAAACCAGAAUUCUCUCGGCUGGAGCACAUCUACCCGAAUCCGUACAUCACAAACGUUGGACCAGUUGCUGCCUCUCCCAUGCCUAUCUACGUCUACGGGAACCCAUACGCCCAUCUUAUGAAGACAGAUCAGACUCUGCCUGAGGCCCCAGCACCUGGCAAACUGCCGUAUCCAAACUUUGGCCAGACAGGGGCGAGUGGAAGCUGUGAGUCGCUCGAGAGACUCCCACUGGAUGAAGAAGUGGAAACCGUGACUCGGCUUGAUACGCCUCUGAAGCCUUUACCACCCCCAAUGACACCCGAGGUCCUACCAUCGGCAAAGCUUGCAGCAAUUCGAGCUGCCACAGCUACACCACAGCAACAUGACGAGGACGGCGCACCACUCCAUGCCUUGCUGGAGGAACCUGAAGGAGAUGAAGACAGAUUCCAAGACGCCGCUGGUGACCCCCAGAAAAUCUGCCCCGUCUGUUUCACGACGUUUGCAUCAGACCACCCACAAGCGAUCUUCGAAGAUCAUGUUCAGUCGCAUUAUGGCCCAGUCUGCCCAGUUUGUAAUAAGCAGUACGACUUAGAUUACCCGAUGAGCAAGUUUGAGGAGCAUGUGCAGACCCAUUUUGAAACCAUGUAAUUUAAGUAGAAGACUAUUGACGCUCUAUUCUCAAGACGAUUGCUCGUAAAAGUUAAGACUGUGCUUAAAAGGGACUAUGACAGUUGGAUAAAUAGAUCAGGUGAAAAAUUCACCGAUUCUUGGUGAACUUGAUGUUUCAGGUUUGAAAGGGGCACAUGUAAAUUGAAAUAAAAUGUCUCUUGAUUCAAAAAUCAAAGGAUUGUGAGGUCGAAUUCUUGCUUGGGAUUUGCAAGGUGAGAGUCACACCUGAGGAGCUAGGGCCAGAUAAUCGUGUUAGCAGGAGGUAUAUCAGAUCUGAUACCCAGACGCAAGUGCAGAGUUGCUACCUCCGAUUAACCUACCGGUAAUUUUCACCACGUAAUGCCCGUUUGUGGUAACUGAUCGGAUUACAGCUGUACUGAUGAAAUAACCUAGAAAUUAUACCAAGAAUGCAAUAAUUGGCAUCUGCAAGUGUUUGCCUAAUACAAAGGAUGUCGUAGCAUCCAUGGACAUUGUGAUAUAAUUAAGGUGAUAGGCAGUGUAUAUCUUUACAUUAUUAUUCUAGAUAAGAUGCACUAUAUUGAAUAUAACUGUUUCACACUCGUAUUAUAAUGCCAUCAUGUGUUUGAGUUGUCAUCUAUAGUGUGUUUCAAAAGAAUGGCACAACUCGAUAAAGUCUAAAAUGGCUGGAAAGAUAGUCAGUAUUUGCUUCAAAUGGCUCAUCUUUGGUCUGCUUGGUUCGAUUUUUGUAAAUUAGUAUUUUCAGAUAGUUUUAGAUGAAAUAUGAAUUGAAAAGUUCUGAAAAAAGCAAAAUUUCUGUUUUUUUUGGGGAAGCCACAUCUAUGCUGACUACAUGUCAUAUUCCAUCAUGUAGUGAUAAUUCACAUUCAUCAUUCUACACGACAUGAAUAAUUAUGCAUGAUAUAUCGGUGUACAUAGUAGUUACACAAAGGUAAAAAACAUAUAGGCCCAGUGUGUACUUGUAUGUCAUAGGAUACCAGUGCUCUCCAAGGAUUUUUCUAAAGAGAGGUGGAAACAUCUGAAAUUUAUUGAAAAUGGUGGAUAUUCUAGGACGGGUGGCAGUGAGAAUUACUUAGUGGGUGGGUUCGGGGAUAUUCUUAUGUUAUGAACUGUAUCAAAGUGGAAAAGUUGCAAAAUUGGCAACUUCUGCUAUGGCUAAUGAACAUGGGUCCUUCCAUGACCACUCAUCUGUGUUGCCAUGGUUGCAGGCGGGGAUCCAAUAGUGGGGGGGGGGGGCAAUCCCACUGAGGACCUUGAUCAUGUUGGAUGUUGGUGUUACAAAUUAUAAACAAACUAUCUUGAAGUGAAAAGUGCCAAAUUAAAAAGACUUGUCUCGUCUUUUUAAUGCUUAUGUAGUCAAUUUUUCUUAUAAAUGUUUGUACAAUGUUAUUUUAUUUUAAGAUUUUUGUUUGAAUCCGCUUAUUGUCGACUCAUUCAUGUACAUAUAGUAAGCUGUUUCAUUCACCAAAAAUUUCAGUUUAUAUUGGCAUUAUCUUCUUAAAUUUACGUUUUGAAGUUGCUUAAGCUUUCUCCCGAAAAACAAAUGACACUGAUCAGAUUUACACACAUUCCUGUUUGGUAGUGUAAAACCACACUGCUUUUAUAGUGGGAGAUGGCGCUCUGGGAACAUCUUGUCAUAUUAAGUUCUUCAGUGCAAAUGUUUUCAUAUAUAUAUAAUUGUGACAUUCAUGACACUUGGCUUAAUUUGAGUGCCACUUUGUAAUCUUGAAGAUUGUGAGAAAAUUCUAUUCUAGUUGACUUGGAAGACAAGCGUUGACAGGGUGUUUUGCGGUGUGAUUGAUGUUUGAGUUGCUUUGUAAUCUUAUUCGGGGUAAUUGUAUUUAGCUGUGUACAUAGCGUGUACAUGUUUAUGUAGAAUAAUUACACUAUAUAUCUGAAAGA
Molecule: messenger RNA, 4805 nt
Organism: Lineus longissimus
Lineage: Eukaryota; Metazoa; Nemertea; Pilidiophora; Heteronemertea; Lineidae
Product: tax1-binding protein 1 homolog
Exons: 15
Coding region: 159-2903 (914 amino acids)
Source: RefSeq, a predicted model, not a curated record